Molecule: messenger RNA, 2550 nt
Organism: Caenorhabditis remanei
Lineage: Eukaryota; Metazoa; Nematoda; Chromadorea; Rhabditida; Rhabditidae
Exons: 9
Coding region: 1-2550 (849 amino acids)
Biological process (GO): mismatch repair
Cellular component (GO): MutSalpha complex; nucleus
Molecular function (GO): ATP binding; mismatched DNA binding; ATP-dependent DNA damage sensor activity
Source: RefSeq, a predicted model, not a curated record
AUGAGUGGCGGAAAAGAUGAAGUUAGUGACAAAGCUCUAUUGAAACUGCUGCAAGCAAAAUCGCCCAACACCAUCGCCAUUUUCUCUCGAGGGGAAUACUUCACAGUUUACGGAGAAGAUGCUAACUUCGUGGCAACUAACAUUUUUAAAAGCGAUGUUUGUGUCAAGACUUUUACACUAUGCACUACUGAAUCUCAACAAAUGAAAUAUAUUUCUGUGAAUCGUGGACAGUAUGAGAAAGUUGUUCGCGAAACAGUUGUACUGCUUAGGUGCUCCGUAGAGCUUUAUGCGAGUGAACAAGGAGAAUGGAAAAUGAUCAAACGUGGAUCUCCCGGUAAUACCGUUGAGUUCGAACAAGAAAUUGGAGUGUCAGAUCAAGCACCAGUCCUUGCAGUAUAUAUUCACCCUGGAGAGGAUGAUAAUAGAGUUACCUUGUGUGCCUGGGAUUCCGGUAACGUACGGUUGGUUACAAGCGAGUUUAUUGACACUCCGAGCUUCUCACAAAUCGAGCAAUGCAUCUUCGGAUUGUGUCCAACUGAGUAUUAUCUCAUCAAUGGGGUUCUCGCUAGUCCAAGAAUCAAAAAACUGUCCAAUGUGUUCACAAAAAUGGACGUUCACUGUAUGCAAGCAUUGAAGACGAAAUCAGAAUGGCAGAAUAUUCUCGAUUGUAUUCAUGAAGACUACAGAGAGGAAGCAGAAAAGCAAAGCAAUUCUGUUAAGGAGUGUCUCCAGACGUUGCAUGCAAACGUAGCUGAUGAGUAUCGUAACUCUGAAAAGUACAGCAUUUUCAAUUACGGAACACAUGGUAACAUGCAAAUCGACUCUUGCGCUGUCGACGCUUUAGAGCUAUUCCAACUCAAUUAUAACUACUUGGAGAAAUCUAACAAUUUGACACUUUACAAUGUUCUCAACAAAUGUAAAACGCUUCCGGGAGAGAAACUUCUCAGAGAUUGGCUUUCCCGUCCCCUUUGUAAUAUCGAUCAUAUCAACGAACGUCUUGAUGUCGUCGAAUCAUUGUUGGAAAAUCAGAAUGUUCGUCAGAAACUCCGUGACUCAUUUCUUGCAAGAAUGCCAGAUUGUUCUCAACUGGCUCGUCGACUUAUGAGAAAGUGUACACUUCAGGAUCUUAAUCGUUUUUAUCAAGCAGCUACUCUUUUGGAAAGUGUUGAAAUGCAGCUGAUACAACUUUCAGAAGACAAAAGAUUUUCCGCUUCUAUCGACCGUCUUUUGAAAUCCGAGGUUACCGCAAUCCUGAAGAAGGUGGAACGCUUCCAAGUUCUCUGUGACGAGUUCUUCGACUUUGAUUAUGAGAAAGAACAUAAAGAAAUUCGUGUUCGUGUCGAUUUCGUACCUGAAAUUCAAGAAAUCAGCGAGAAAUUGGACCAAGUUGAUAAGAUUGCUGAGAAGUUGCGCAAGAAAUAUUCUGCAAAAUUUGAAUGCGACAGUAUGAAACUGGAUAAAAAUUCUCAAUACGGAUACUACUUCAGAGUUACUUUGAAGGAGGAAAAAUCUAUUCGCAAAAAAGAUGUGCAUAUUCUGGAAACUACCAAAGGGAGUGGAGUGAAGUUUACUGUCGGAGAGCUCAGUGAUAUAAAUGACGAGUUUCUCGAGUUUCAUUUGAAAUAUACUCGAGCCGAAGAAGAAGUUAUCACAAUGUUGUGCAAUAAAGCAGAAGAAUUUAUUCCGUUAAUUCCUGCGAUGGCUCAACUCAUUGCAACUCUUGAUGUUUUCGUUUCUUUAGCAACCUUCUCUUCCAUGUCUUCGGGUAUUUACAGUAGACCGGAACUGCUACCACUUGGAUCAAAACUCCUCGAACUGAAACAGUGUAGACAUCCAGUCAUUGAGAGCAUUAGCGAGAAACCAUUCAUUCCGAACGAUGUGAUUCUGGAGAAAAAUCGUCUAAUCAUUCUGACCGGUGCUAACAUGGGCGGCAAAAGUACAUAUCUUCGUUCGGCGGCUCUUUCCAUUCUUCUCGCUCAAAUUGGAUGUUUUGUCCCAUGCAGUUCCGCGAAAAUCUCAGUAGUAGAUGGUAUUUUUACUCGCGUGGGAGCAUCUGAUAAACAAUCCCAGGGAAUUUCAACAUUUAUGGCUGAAAUGCUCGAUUGUUCUGCUAUCCUUCAACGCGCUACGGAGAAUUCGUUCGUUGUAAUUGACGAGCUUGGACGAGGAACGUCGACCUUCGACGGAUUCGGAAUCGCUUCAGCUAUUGCGCAAGAUAUUCUGAAUCGCAUCAGGUGUCUCUCAGUCUUCGCUACUCACUUCCAUGAAAUGGGAAAACUCGCUGAACAACCAGGAGCCGUUGCUCUUCAAAUGGGAGUUCAAAUCGAGAAAAAUCAAAUUCACAUGCUUUACAAAGUUUCCGAAGGUGUUGCUCAAUGUUCAUUCGGUCUGAAAGUGGCCAAAAUGGUCGGACUUGAUGAAAGUGUUAUUAAGAAAGCUUCGGAGCUGCUUGAAGGACUUGAGAAGAAAGUGAUCAUCGACAACGACAAGAAGAAAGAACUCCUUGAAUCUUCUGAUAUCAGACAGGCAAUCCUUCAACUCGUCAACUAA